Fusarium oxysporum Fo47 is the source of this 2182-nucleotide messenger RNA. RefSeq names its product Zn(II)2Cys6 transcription factor. Gene Ontology annotation, biological process: regulation of DNA-templated transcription. The record is from RefSeq and is a predicted model, not a curated record. Bases 98 to 2182 code for a protein of 694 amino acids. NCBI's taxonomy places the organism in Eukaryota, Fungi, Ascomycota, Sordariomycetes, Hypocreales, Nectriaceae. The transcript is spliced from 6 exons. Gene Ontology annotation, cellular component: nucleus. Gene Ontology annotation, molecular function: transcription cis-regulatory region binding; zinc ion binding; DNA-binding transcription factor activity, RNA polymerase II-specific.
GAAGCGAGUGCUGCCAGGGUUUGCGGUGUUGACUCCAUGAUCGCUUUCUGCAUCGCCUCAGCAGGCCAUAUAGCCUUUGUCAGUGGUUUUAAAGGCCAUGUCUGAGCCAGCAAACAACAAGGUUCCUCGAAGAUCCUAUGGUGUCGCUUGCAUGACAUGUCGUCGUGCAAAGACCAAAUGCGUGAAUACAGGAACACAAGCUCAUCGUUGUGACCGUUGCAGCAGACUCGGCAAGGAUUGUGUAUAUGAGUCAAUCCGGCGUGUUCUGGGCCGCAAAAAUGACGCAGGCAAGGCACUUCGAAGAGACCAUAACCGACCUUUCAAUUCAAGCAGCGCUUCCUACCAAAUGGGAAUUUUAGGCCAUCAGUUGACAAACGCUGCUUCGGAAACCGCUGAUCGAUGGCUGGAUGAGACUUUCUACAGCGGUCCUCCUUCUCUAGACUCGCACACGUCAUUUGCAGCUGGCGCUGAUGUACCUUCAUUCUUGCCUCCGUCGUUCAUUACUCGGUCCGAGGAUGCUCGGGGACUGUCUUUGGACAGUGCUUUGGAUUCCACAAGCACGAACGUCGAAGCGACAUCCCAAGGCGACAACUCAUUGGACGCAGGCAAAACUAUUGAAUUGAUAUGGGAGAGAGAAGACCCAGUCAGUCUGAAACUCCUCAAUCGACCUGCGGCACAGUACCUCUAUGACGGGUAUUUCAAACAUUUCAAUGACCUUGUGGGACUUCUCGACCCGCAGCUUUAUACAUUCUCAUAUACAAGGCAGAAAUCAAGCCUAUUGUUCGGCAUGAUUCUAAGAAUCUCUUCCAAAGUCUUUCAACCUGUAUCUUAUACUAAGAUUCGAUCACAUACAGAACGCUUAUUAAGACAAGCAUUAGUAUCAUGCGAUUCCGCUAUUGAAACAGUCUGGGCUAUAAUUUGCUUAUAUCACUGGAAGGAUGUAAAUGACACUAGAGGUUACUCUUUGAUUGGCUUUGCGUUACGACUAGCUGCCUCUGCGCGAUGGAACAAGCUUCGGAAUAACAUUCCUGACGAAGAGGAAUCACAUCACAUCACCAAGACCGAAGUUGAGGUUAGGCAGCGAAGAGACGAAGCCAGAAUCUGGCUGGCUCUAGAGAACUUAGAUCGAACCGCAAGCUACCUUGCAGAUUGCCCUCUGAUAUCAAGUUUAAAUAAUAGAGACGCCGAACUCCGAUCAUGGCUUGGCUAUAACAAGUGGACCUAUUUAAUUGGGGAUGCCAAAGCCUUAGGAGGAUACGAGCUGCACAAGAUUGCUCAUCCUGCAUAUUCUAUGAUGAUGUUAACACGGAAAAGUCGAGAAUUCUCCCAUUCUAUAGAAGAGCUUCAAGGCUUCCAAGAAGAACUACAUACACUCAAUAUGGAAAUGGUUGCAUGGGCAGAAUCCUGGGAGCAGUGUUUUACAGAGACUCCAAACCCUCAACCAUUUCACUCCGCAGUCAUCCUUAUACAUAGAGAUUACAUACGCCUUUACUUCAAUUCUGUUCUCUUGCACCGAAUGCUCACUAUCGAAGACAGAGCCACUCGAAAUAUUGAUGUAUACACAACCCUCGAAGUUUGUUACAGCAGUGCACUGGUCAUUCUGCGGCAAAUCACCCAGAUUGGCAAAACCGGGGCCCUAUAUUACUUCUGGGACGCAGCACAUCUCAUGGUAUCCUAUGCGGCAAUGGUCCUCCCGAAGUUGUUGAAGCUAGGACUCCAAUUACCAGUCGUCUCAAUGCAUGAGGCGUUGGAAGCACUCCAUAAUGCCACAGCUGCCUAUUCUAAUGCAGCUGGAUUGCUUGGAGUGGCCAAACCACCCACCACAAGCCCGAGUGAUAGUUCUCUGGAAGCCCAGGCCCGCCUUCUCGAGUCCAUUCUUGCCAAACUCCGAUCAGAGGUGGGCUUCAAUAUAGACAAGGAAAGCAGAACAAACAUACAGUCAUCAACAACUAGCAGCACUAGCAUCGAAGAACAACCUGCAGGUAAAGUUACAACCUCAGUCUAUGACAACGGCAUACGUCUUGUUCAGGGAGAGUUACACAUGCAGGAUGGUAUAGAGUUGACACCCGAAGUCCGCAAUGAACCUGACUUCAUCUUCGAUUAUGAUUUCAUGAAUUCUAGAUUUAUAGAUGCUGGAUUGCUUUCGUGGGAUGAGCCAGGUAUUUUUCUGCAGCCACAUUGA